Molecule: messenger RNA, 5105 nt
Organism: Acomys russatus (golden spiny mouse)
Lineage: Eukaryota; Metazoa; Chordata; Mammalia; Rodentia; Muridae
Gene: Setbp1
Product: SET binding protein 1
Exons: 6
Coding region: 333-5090 (1585 amino acids)
Molecular function (GO): DNA binding
Source: RefSeq, a predicted model, not a curated record
GCCCCGGCGCCCCCCGAGCGAGGGCGGCCCGCCCCGCGCGACGCCGUUUGACAGAUGCUCGUCGCUAUGGAGUUGCCGCAGCAGCACCUUUGGGGGCUCGGACGAGCGACCGGAGGCGGAAUCUGAGCGAGCGCCCGGGCCAACGGAGCCAGAGCCGCCGGGACAUGGAUCUGAUCCCUUCUGAGGACUUCACCACAUCUCCAUUCUUGGGACGUUGAACCCAACAGCUGGACUACGUUUGUUGUUCUUGGAUUUUGCGUGUCCUCUCUUUUGACCUUUUCCCCUUCAUCCCUUCCCCCCUCCCGAGAACUCCUGAAGACUGUAGGAUUAUCAUGGAGUCCAGGGAGAUUUUAAGCAGCUCCCGGCAAAGAGGGAGCGAGUCAGAAUUCCUUCCAGGCUCCUCAUCCAAGUCUCCAACUGCUCCUGGCUGUUCAGGAGAGCCUUUGAAAGGCAUCUCUGUGAGUGGAGAACGCAUGGAGCCAGAGGAAGAGGAUGAACUGGGCUCAGGACGAGAUGUGGAUUGCAACUCUAAUGCGGACAGUGAGAAAUGGGUGGCUGGGGAUGGCUUGGAAGAACAGGAGUUCUCCAUCAAAGAGGCCAACUUCACUGAGGGGAGUUUGAAGCUGAAGAUUCAGACCACAAAGCGAGCUAAGAAACCCCCCAAAAAUCUGGAGAACUAUAUAUGCCCACCUGAGAUCAAGAUCACCAUAAAGCAGUCUGGGGACCAGAAGAUGUCCCGUGCUGGAAAAAAUAGCAAAGCUACAAAGGAAGAAGAAAGAAACCACUCCAAAAAGAAGCUCCUCACAGCCAGUGACCUUGCAGCCAGUGACCUCAAAGGAUUUCAGACGCAGGCUUAUGAGAGGCCCCAGAAACACUCAACGCUCCAUUACGACACAGGCCUCUCACAGGGCUUCACCAGUGACACCUUAAAACCAAAGCACCAGCAAAAAUGCAGCAGCCAGAGCCACAUGGACUGGUCCUCCAACUCUGACAGUGGACCUGCCACUCAGAAUUGCUUCAUCAGCCCAGAUACUGGCAGAGAAGCUGCCAACACCAGCAAGAUCCCAGCUCUUGAACCCGUGGCUUCCUUUGCAAAGGCCCAGAGUAAGAAAGGCAGUGCAGGCAGUACCUGGAGCCAGUUGUCCAGCAGCAGCAAAGACCUGCUCUUGGGAAGUGUGGUACCAUCCCCCAGCAGCCACAGCUCCCCAGCGACCCCUAGCAACUCUGCUGAGUGCAAUGGACUCCAGCCAUUGGGAGAUCAAGAUGGAGGAGGUACAAAGGAGCUCCCAGAACCACCCAAUACUGGCAACAAGAAGAAAUCCAGUAAAAAAGAUGUGAUAAGUCAAACCGUACCGCACUCAGAUCUGGAUUGGGUCAAGAGUGCCCAGAAAGCAUUUGAAAGUCCAGAAGGGAAGAGAGAGGGCUACCCUGCUGACAGUGCUCAAGAGGCAUCACCAACCAGACAGAGCAUCAGUAGUUCCGUCAGCAAUCCUGAAAAUGAUUGCAGUCAUGUCCGGAUUACGAUCCCCAUAAAGACACCUUCUCUGGAUCCAUCCAACCACAAGAGGAAGAAGAGGCAGUCCAUUAAAGCUGUAGUGGAGAAAAUCAUCCCAGAGAAAGCCCUGGCUUCGGGGAUUGCUAUGAGCAGUGAGGUUGUUAGUAGGAUACUUUCCAAUUCAGAGGGAAAUAAGAAAGACCCUCGAGUCCCAAAGUUGGGUAAGAUGAUAGAAAACGAGCCCCCCUCAGUUGGCCUUGAAACAUGUGGGGGUACUGAGAAGAUUGUCCCCGGAGGUGUGUCCAAACAGAGGAAACCACCCUUGGUCAUGACAUCACCAACACGCACAGAGCACUCUCCAUCAGGAAAGCUGCCUGAAAUCCAGCACCCCAAGUUUGCUGCAAAAAGGAGGUGUAGCAAGACAAAGCCUCCGGCUAUGCUUCGAGAGGCCGUCUUAGCUACCGCCGACAAACUGAUGGUGGAGCCGCCAUCCGCUUACCCCAUUACCCCGUCCAGCCCUCUAUACACCAACACGGACAGUCUUACUGUGAUCACACCGGUCAAAAAGAAGCGGGGACGACCAAAGAAACAGCCUCUCCUCACAGUGGAGACGAUUCACGAAGGUACUUCUACCAGCCCAGUCAGUCCUAUCAGCAGAGAGUUUCCCGGCACCAAGAAAAGAAAGAGGCGGCGCAAUCUGGCUAAGUUGGCCCAGUUGGUGCCGGGAGAGAACAAACCUAUGAGUGAGGUGAAGUUUCACAAGAAGGUUGGAAAGCUUGGCGUGCUGGACAAGAAGACCAUCAAAACAAUCAACAAGAUGAAGACACUCAAGAGAAAAAAUAUCUUAAAUCAGAUCUUGUCCUGUUCCAGCAGCGUGGCCCUAAAGGCCAAAGCGCCCCCAGAGACCAGUCCCGGGGCAGCGUCUAUCGAAAGCAAACUGGGCAAGCAGAUCAAUGUCAGCAAGAGGGGAACCAUCUACAUCGGCAAGAAGAGGGGCAGGAAGCCAAGAACAGAGCUGCCGCCCUCAUCUGAAGAACCCAAAACAGCCAUCAAGCACCCCAGGCCUGUUUCCAGCCAGCCGGAUGUUCCAGCCGUGCCUUCCAACUUUCAGUCACUCGUGUCUUCUUCACCAGCAGCUCUGCACCCCCUUUCCACACAGUUAGGUGGGUCCAAUGGCAACCUGAGCCCUGCCAGCACUGAAACCAAUUUUUCAGAGUUGAAAACUAUGCCAAACCUCCAGCCCAUCAGUGCUCUUCCAACCAAAACCCAGAAGGGAAUCCACAGUGGAACCUGGAAGCUGUCCCCACCCAGGCUGAUGGCCAACUCCCCUUCACACCUUUGCGAGAUUGGCUCGCUGAAGGAGAUAACGCUGUCCCCUGUGAGCGAGUCCCACAGCGAGGAGACCAUCCCAAGCGACAGUGGCAUUGGAACAGACAACAACAGCACCUCCGACCAAGCAGAGAAGAGCUCAGAGUCCCGACGGAGGUACUCUUUUGACUUCUGUUCCCUAGACAACCCGGAGGCCCUUCCAUCUGACACCAGCACAAAGAACCGGCACGGCCACCGGCAGAAGCAUCUCAUUGUGGACACUUUUCUGGCCCACGAAAGCCUCAAGAAGCCAAAGCACAAGAGGAAAAGGAAAAGCCUGCAGAACCGUGAUGACCUCCAGUUUCUGGCGGAGCUGGAAGAGCUCAUCACCAAGUUUCAAGUGUUCAGGAUCUCCCACCGGGGCUACACUUUUUACCAUGAGAAUCCGUAUCCCAGCAUCUUUAGGAUUAACUUUGAUCACUAUUACCCGGUGCCAUAUAUCCAGUACGACCCAUUGCUCUACCUUCGUAGGACUUCAGACUUGAAGUCAAAGAAGAAGCGUGGUAGGCCUGCAAAAACCAAUGACACCAUGACAAAGGUGCCUUUUUUACAGGGGUUCAGCUACCCUAUUCCCAGUGGAAGUUACUAUGCACCCUAUGGAAUGCCUUACACAUCAAUGCCUAUGAUGAACCUUGGUUACUACGGUCAGUACCCAGCUCCUCUGUACCUAUCGCACACGCUCGGAGCAGCGUCCCCGUUCAUGAGGCCCACAGUGCCCCCACCCCAGUUCCACACAAGUUCCCAUGUAAAGAUGUCUGGGGCAACUAAACACAAAGCCAAGCAUGGGGUACACUUGCAGGGAACUGUAGGCAUGGGCCUCGGUGACAUACAGCCAUCCCUGAGCCCGCCCAAGGUGGGCGGGGCCACUCUGUCCAGCAGUAGGCUCCACAAGAGGAAACACAAACACAAGCGCAAGCACAAGGAAGAGCGACUCCUAGGGACCCACGACAACCUGAGUGGUCUCUUCGCAGGCAAGGCCACAGCCUUCUCCAGCCACCUCCUGAGUGAGCAGCUCAACAGUGCGGACAAAGAGCUCCCAUUGGUGAGCGAGAAGACCAAGCAAAAGGAGAGGCCGAAGCACCAGCAUGGUGACGCCAGCCACAAGGUUUCCAAGAACAGCUUUGAGGUGGACACCCUGUCUACGCUCUCACUCUCUGAUGCCCAGCACUGGACACAGGCCAAGGACAAAGGUGACUUAAGUAGUGAGCCUGUGGAGCCGUGUGCUAAAAGGUACUCCGGCAGCAGCGGGGACAGUGGCAGCACGAGAUCGGAAAGUCUAGAUGUGUUCAGUGAAAUAAAUCCUUCCGGCGACAAGUGGGACAGUGACGUGAGUGGGAAUAAGAGGAGGAGUUUUGAAGGCUUUGGGGCAUACAGGGAAAAGGACAUCCAAGCCUUCAAGGUGACCCGCAAGGAGAGAAGUCCCUAUGAGUCCUCCAUGUCUCCAGGGAUGCCAAGUCCCCACUUAAAAGUGGACCAGACGGCAGUACACAGUAAGAGCGAGGGCUCAGUAGCCACCAUGAUGGCCAGGAAGAAGCCAACUGCUGGGGACAGUGUUGCAAUCCCCUCAGCCCCUGUGUUAUCUCUCCUCGCUGCAUCUGCAGCAACAUCGGAUGCAGCCAGUUCCUCCCUGAAGAAGCGAUUCAAAAGGCGGGAGAUCGAAGCCAUCCAGUGCGAAGUGCGGAAGAUGUGCCAUUACACCAAGCUUCUGUCCACCAAGAAGAAUUUGGACCACGUGAACAAGAUCCUGAAGGCCAAGCGGCUGCAGAGACAAUCAAAGACUGGCAACAACUUUGUCAAGAAGAGGCGAGGCCGGCCUCGGAAGCAGCCCACCCAGUUCGACGAGGACCCCAGAGACCAAAUGCCAGUGCUGGAAAAGUGCAUCGACCUACCCAGCAAGAGAGGCCAGAAGCCCAGCCUGAGCCCCCUUGCGCUGGAACCCGCCUCUGGCCAGGAUGCGGUGAUGGCCACAAUCGAGGCUGUCAUCCACAUGGCCCGGGAGGCGCCACCGCUACCAGCGCCUCCGCCUCCACCGCUGCCGCCGCCCCCACCUCCGCCACCACCGCCCCCGCCGCUGCCCAAGACUGCACGGGGCGGGAAGAGGAAACAUAGACCUCAGCCCCCAGCGCAGCCUGCGCAACCCCCGCCGCAGCCCCUUCCCCAGGAAGAGGAGGUGAAGGCCAAAAGGCCUAGAAAGUCCCGCGCCAGCGAGAGCGAUGUCCUUCCCUAGGGCGGGCCUGAGUGG